AUGAGCGGCGACCACAGGUAUCCAUUCCCACAAGUGUUCCUCGUGGACGGAGGUGGAGGUCCAGUGGAUCCUGCACAGCCUCCGAGUCUUGUGCCCUGCUGGACGUCGCCUCCUGCCCAGGAGAGGGCGAGGAGCCGUGGAAGGAGUGGGGGCUUCAUGCGCGUCAGCCCCUGUCUGACUUUGACCGUCCUGCUGCUGUUCCUGCUGGUGUUUGCAGCCCUGGGCUUUGAGGCCUAUCAGAUUUAUAAAAUGCAGACAGAACUGAGACAGAUGAGACAGGGUGAACCUGUGACAGAGUUUAAUAUGCCUCAAAAGCAAAUAGGUCUCUAUGAACCUGAGCUGCAUGACAAAGACAAAGACGACAGGCCUGCAGCACAUGUGAUAGGGCAGAUCCAGACAGAGAUAUUCCAAAAGACUUUGCAAUGGGAACCGAAGGGAGGUCGGGCCUUCUUGUCUGGAGGAGUGACCUACCAGAUUGAGGAUGGCAGCCUGCGGGUCAAUGAGAGCGGAUUCUAUCACGUCUGCUCACGGGUGGAGUUGAUCUUUAAGAGCUGCUCAUCCGCUUUCCCGUUCGUUCACUCGGUGUUUGUGAGGAGAGAGGGACGCCAAUCACCCCUCACCCUGAUGGAGGCCCACAGAAACGGCCCCUGCCCUCAGCAGCACCCCUGGACCUCUGACAGUUUCCUGGCCUCCGCUCUGAAGCUGCAGAAAUACGACAGAGUGUUUGUGAACGUAUCGCAACCCAUAUAUCUCAGCCACGACCAUCAUGCCAACUUCUUUAGUCUCUACAAGAUAUGAAGAGGUUGCACUGAUGGGCUUAGUUUUUUAGUCAAUGACAGAAUGUAAACAGUGGAAAACAAAU
Molecule: messenger RNA, 862 nt
Organism: Limanda limanda (common dab)
Lineage: Eukaryota; Metazoa; Chordata; Actinopteri; Pleuronectiformes; Pleuronectidae
Gene: faslg
Product: Fas ligand (TNF superfamily, member 6)
Exons: 4
Coding region: 1-798 (265 amino acids)
Biological process (GO): extrinsic apoptotic signaling pathway via death domain receptors; immune response; positive regulation of canonical NF-kappaB signal transduction
Cellular component (GO): membrane
Molecular function (GO): tumor necrosis factor receptor binding
Source: RefSeq, a predicted model, not a curated record